This is a messenger RNA of Miscanthus lutarioriparius, 1908 nucleotides long. Lineage: Eukaryota; Viridiplantae; Streptophyta; Magnoliopsida; Poales; Poaceae. The record is from the annotation of a GenBank genome assembly.
AUGCAACAUCCUACAGUGAUAGCCUUUCUGGCUGCUUCUCUCCUCAUUGCAAGCAUUCCACAUGCCAAAAGUGCUGAUCUGAACUCUGACAAACAGGCUCUUCUCGCAUUUGCUGCGUCACUGCCUCAUGGCAGGAAGCUCAACUGGAGCUCCACCACACCUGUCUGCACUUCUUGGGUGGGGGUGACAUGCACGCCAGAUAAGAGCCGUGUACAUACACUGCGCCUACCUGCUGUAGGACUUUUUGGUCCAAUACCAUCAGACACUCUUGGGAAGCUUGAUGCCCUGGAGGUAUUGAGCCUUAGGUCAAAUCGCCUUACUGUCGACCUCCCUCCUGAUGUAGGAUCUAUUCCUGCCCUCCAUUCCCUCUACCUUCAGCAUAAUAACCUGUCUGGAAUCAUACCAACUUCCCUCUCUUCCAGCUUAACAUUCUUAGAUCUGUCAUACAACACUUUCGAUGGAGAAAUCCCAUUGAAAGUGCAAAACCUUACUCAACUUACUGCAUUGCUUCUCCAGAACAACUCACUUUCUGGACCCAUUCCUGACCUCCAACUUCCCAAAUUGAGACAUUUGAAUUUGAGCAACAAUAACCUCAGUGGGCCAAUACCACCUUCCUUGCAGAGGUUUCCAUCAAGUUCCUUCUUAGGGAAUGCUUUUCUGUGCGGGUUUCCUUUGGAACCAUGUUUUGGAACCGCACCUACUCCUUCUCCAGUAUCACCACCACCACCCAAUAAGACCAGGAAGAGCUUCUGGAAAAAGAUCAGGACUGGUGUGAUAAUUGCAAUUGCUGCUGUUGGAGGGGCAUUGUUGCUUGUUUUGAUUCUCACGCUCUUGAUAUGUAUUUUCAAGAGAAAGAGACACACUGAACCUACCACAGCUUCGUCCAAAGGAAAGGCUAUUGCAGGUGGCAGGGCAGAAAAUCCUAAGGAAGACUACAGCAGUGGUGUUCAGGAAGCAGAGAGGAAUAAAUUGGUUUUCUUUGAGGGCAGUUCAUAUAAUUUUGACUUGGAGGAUUUGUUGAGAGCUUCUGCUGAAGUUCUUGGAAAAGGAAGUUAUGGAACCACCUACAAAGCUGUUCUUGAGGAUGGAACCACAGUUGUUGUCAAGAGAUUGAAGGAAGUGGUGGUUAGCAAGAAGGAUUUUGAACAGCAGAUGGAGAUAAUUGGCAGGGUUGGCCAGCAUCAAAAUGUCGUUCCAUUGCGGGCUUACUAUUACUCCAAGGAUGAGAAGCUGUUGGUGUUUGAUUAUGUCCCAUCUGGUAGCCUUGCUGCUGUUUUGCAUGGGAAUAAAGCUGCUGGAAGAGCUCCAUUGAACUGGGAGACAAGAGUCAAGAUAUCUCUGGAUGUAGCCCGUGGUAUUGCCCAUCUUCAUACUGAGGGAGGAGGGAAGUUCAUCCAUGGCAACAUCAAAGCAUCGAAUGUCCUUCUCUCACAGAAUCUCGACGGUUGUGUCUCUGAGUUUGGCUUGGCACAGAUCAUGACCACUCCACAGACCCCGCCACGGCUUGUUGGAUACCGAGCACCAGAAGUCCUCGAGACUAAAAAAUCAACUCAGAAGUCCGAUGUCUACAGCUUUGGUGUCUUGCUCCUUGAAAUGCUAACUGGAAAAGCCCCUCUUAGAUCCCCCGGGCGCGAGGAUUCCAUAGAACACCUUCCAAGAUGGGUGCAGUCCGUGGUUCGUGAAGAGUGGACCGCUGAGGUCUUCGACGUGGACUUGUUAAGGCAUCCCAACGUCGAGGAUGAGAUGGUCCAGAUGCUCCAGAUCGCAAUGGCAUGUGUGGCCAUUGCCCCCGAGCAGCGGCCUAAGAUGGAGGAGGUGAUCAGGAGGAUCACGGAGAUCCGGAAUUCUUACUCUUCUGGGACAAGGACGCCCCUGGAGGACAAGCCAGAGACUGCACAAGCACCAUGA